Fonsecaea monophora is the source of this 660-nucleotide messenger RNA. RefSeq lists its product as hypothetical. The record is from RefSeq and is a predicted model, not a curated record. Bases 1 to 660 code for a protein of 219 amino acids. The transcript is spliced from 4 exons. Lineage: Eukaryota; Fungi; Ascomycota; Eurotiomycetes; Chaetothyriales; Herpotrichiellaceae.
AUGAAUCGCUAUCGUACACUUCCCGGCCUCGGGCCACAAAAGGCUACAGCCAGUACUGAGCGGCCAUAUGCCUCCAGGCCAUCAAGGACGCAGCAACUACUCAAUCCCAAACUUGCGCCAAAGUUAGCGAGCGACGCUCCGAACAAUCUAUUGAACAGCAAGGGAGUGGCCGACCAACAACUGGCCGAAGCCCAGGCCAGCCGAGCAAAACUAGUCCAGGAGCCAGAAGAUCGGGGUCGAUCACCAACCCCAGACUCCUCAGAUUCUGUUUCGACAAUAUCGACAAACAAGUCGCAUUCUCGUUCACGGUCUCGAUCACGGGAACGCGGUGACGACUACUUCACCGCUAGUCCUCCUUCUCUAGAUCGCCUCGGUCUCCGAGGCGAGAGCCUGGCUCACAUCGCAAAAGCCGACGCCAUCGCACCGUCAGUCCCAUUGACCGAGGUCGACCUAGUUCUAUGCGUCGAGGUAGCCAUCGCAGCCGGACUAGCAGUCCAAGCAUGGACAAGAGCCAGAUCACCAAGCAGAGACGGUCUCUCGAGCAUGAAGACCAUGAUGCUCCAACAUUCCGGGGCAAUGCGUGUGACCGCGAUGACACUUAUGAUCCGAGAUUGCCUCAGCGAGACGUCAGGCGUGGCCGAGAGGAGCGAAGCCAUAUAA